UUUCCAUGACGAGGGCAAACAAACGUUUAUUGCUUUUGUAAAGAGCGUUUACUCGAGAAUGCCGCAAGCGAUGCCAGAAACAGCGAUCUCACCGAAAAGUUUGUCUUCCCUGAGCACCUCGACCACCCCGCGGGAGGUGUCGAGCCACUUCACCGUGGAAAAGAGGCUACCACGAUGCGUGCGACGUAAAUUUCAAACGUAUUCCCAACUACCCGUAAGAUGUCACAGGUCCAGCCCGUAUUAUCGUCCUCGGAGACCCUCCUUGAGAUUGGCCGGACUUACCACUAUAAAUUAUACGGGUUCGAUUAACACGGCGAAAAGCUGUCCGGACAGUUUAACAUGCGCGUCGAUGUUUCGCGCGAUCGGUUUGUCAUCUUGCAAGAAAAGCUUGUCGAUGAUUGAUCUCACUGAAUCCGUGAUGGAGGCCGAGAAUGGUGACCUUAGGUCGGAUAGUAGUUCGACCUUGGAGAAGCUCGAGGACAAUGAGAAAAUGUACACGGGAAACGAAGGCGUUGGGUUCAGCGUCGGUAUCAAAAAUUGGAUGGACGGAUUCGUGUCGGCGGAGUCCGCGGAAGGGGGCACGCGAUUCUUUCAAAAUCCAAGAAAAGCAGCGAGCCUGGUGUGUCGCGUACUUGUGCUGAACGCAUGGAGGCGCAGGCGCGACGAAGUGCUCUAUCUUCGAGACACCAUCGACAAGCUGAGAGAGAACACGAAGAACCUGCAGCUGCAGAUCUCCGUAUUGCGUCGAUUGAUCGAAACGGAGAACAAUCGCGUUGGUAGAUUGACCAGCGAGGUUCAUCAUUUUAAAGUACUAUUGGACGAAACGGCGAAGGACAGAGAUAUUCAGAAAAGGGAAAAGGAGAAGAUAGAGGAGGAGGUGAGACGGUUGCACGAGGUCUCCGAGGAGAGGCUGGUCACGGCUGAGAACUUGCAAAACGAACUGAUCACAGCACGGAACCAGCUUCAGGCGCUCGAUGAGCAGAUCUCGAGGGACCGCGAGAAAUUGUUGAAGCUACGAGAGGACAAAAGAAUGCUUCUUGACAAGGUAACAGCCUGCGAAACAUUGGCCACGGAAAGGGGAGCGAGGGCAGAGAAGGCGGAAUCGGCCGUGGAGGAGCUGCAAUUGAAAUUAGCCACGCAAAUGGCUAUGUUCGAGACUUCGCAGCAACAGAUACAACGAUACACCAAGGGCCUGCAGUCUAAGGAGGAUGAGAAAGUAAGACUAGAGAAACGUUUUAGAACGAGCGAGGAAACGGGUAAAUCUCUAAACUUGCGGGUAGCUUUCUUGGAAGCUCAGCUGGCUGACCGUGAAGCUGCUUUGAGGCGUGUAGAGUCCACGUGUAACUCACAAGUCCUGGAAUUGAAUGAGCUAAAGGAGCGUUUAAUACGACAAUCUCAGGACGGGGGCUGGAGCAGUAGAAUGUUGCAAAUCGCAGGUAGUGUUGUUCGCGCGCCAGGCGCCAUUCUUCGAAGUUGGUUAUCCACUACGGGGCCGGUGUUAACCUCUUAA
Dufourea novaeangliae is the source of this 1510-nucleotide messenger RNA. RefSeq lists its product as uncharacterized. The record is from RefSeq and is a predicted model, not a curated record. The transcript is spliced from 6 exons. Bases 59 to 1510 code for a protein of 483 amino acids. NCBI's taxonomy places the organism in Eukaryota, Metazoa, Arthropoda, Insecta, Hymenoptera, Halictidae.